UCUCGCCUUUGAUUCUUUCUGUUUUUCCGUCGUUAAGACCAAAAUUUCCACCUUUGCAUAUUCUCGCGCCUCUUACCUCCACCAGCUUCCUCCCAUCGGAAAAUUAUGGCUUUGUACGGUUCAUCUCGACGUUGGGCUUUCCGGUUUGGCGCUACGGCGCCGGCAGUUCUCUCUACGUUCCUGCGCUCUGCCCUUGCCAGACCUAUCUCGACUGUAUUUAGGGAAGAACGCGACACAUUCGGCCCGAUUCAAGUUCCUGCUCACAAGUUGUGGGGAGCACAGACUCAGAGAUCGUUGCAGAACUUUGAUAUCGGCGGGGAGCGCGAACGGAUGCCCGAUCAGAUCAUCCGAGCCUUCGGAAUCCUCAAGAAAUGUGCUGCCAAGGUGAACAUGGAGUAUGGUCUUGAUCCUACUAUAGGAAAAGCAAUAAUGCAAGCUGCUCAAGAAGUUUCAGAGGGAAAGUUGAAUGAACAUUUUCCUCUUGUAAUUUGGCAAACAGGGAGUGGAACACAGAGCAACAUGAAUGCGAAUGAGGUGAUUGCAAAUAGAGCUUCUGAAAUUCUUGGCCAGAAACGUGGUGAAAAGUUUGUUCAUCCAAAUGACCAUGUGAACAGAUCCCAAUCAUCUAAUGAUACCUUUCCAACGGUUAUGCACAUUGCUGCGGCUACAGAAGUGAACAACAGUUUUAUACCAAACUUAAAACAGCUGCAUGAUUCACUUCAUGCAAAGUCUGUGGAGUUUAGGGAUAUUGUGAAGAUUGGGCGAACACAUACCCAGGAUGCAACUCCUUUAACUCUUGGACAAGAGUUCAGUGGAUAUACAACACAGGUCAAAUAUGGAAUUGCUCGGAUAAAGGACACUUUGCCACGCAUGUAUCAGCUUGCACAAGGUGGUACUGCAGUGGGAACAGGAUUGAAUACGAAAAAAGGGUUUGAUGUAAAGAUUGCAGCGGCAGUUGCGGAGGACACUAAUUUACCUUUUAUUACAGCAGAAAAUAAAUUUGAAGCAUUGGCAGCACAUGAUGCCUUUGUAGAGAGUAGUGGAGCCUUAAAUACAAUUGCAACUUCUCUUAUGAAGAUUGCAAAUGAUAUUCGGCUUCUUGGAAGUGGACCUCGGUGUGGACUUGGUGAGCUGAUUCUGCCUGAAAAUGAGCCCGGCAGCAGUAUCAUGCCUGGAAAGGUUAAUCCUACACAAUGCGAAGCACUCACCAUGGUUUGUGCUCAGGUUAUGGGUAAUCACGUGGCCAUUACUGUCGGUGGAUCAAAUGGCCAUUUUGAGCUUAAUGUUUUCAAGCCAAUGAUAGCCAGCGCUUUUCUUCGAUCUUUGAGGUUACUCGGGGAUGCAUCUUCUUCUUUUGAAAAGAACUGUGUGCGAGGAAUUGAAGCGAACCGAGAAAGAAUUUCAAAGUUGCUGCAUGAGUCUCUGAUGCUUGUUACAUCUUUAAAUCAUAAAAUUGGCUAUGAUAAAGCUGCGGCUGUUGCCAAGAAAGCUCACAAGGAAGGAUCAACGCUGAAGGCUGCUGCUUUGAAUCUCGGAGUUCUAAGCAGCGAAGAAUUUGAUGAGCUGGUGGUGCCUGAGAAAAUGAUUGGACCCUCUGAUUGACAUAAAGAUCAAUUAUCUCCCCUCUAUUAUUUCUUAUUAUUUAUAUAUGGUUGGCGGCAUCAUGCCCCGCAAUAAAACUAUAUAUUCAUCUGAACCAUUUAUUUGAUCGCCGAAUUUUGUCUCUGGCAUCCUUUAUUUUUUAGCUCGGA
This is a messenger RNA of Phalaenopsis equestris, 1751 nucleotides long. Its product is annotated as fumarate hydratase 1, mitochondrial. Lineage: Eukaryota; Viridiplantae; Streptophyta; Magnoliopsida; Asparagales; Orchidaceae. Gene Ontology annotation, biological process: tricarboxylic acid cycle; malate metabolic process; fumarate metabolic process. The transcript has 17 exons. Gene Ontology annotation, cellular component: tricarboxylic acid cycle heteromeric enzyme complex; mitochondrion. Bases 106 to 1602 code for a protein of 498 amino acids. The record is from RefSeq and is a predicted model, not a curated record. Gene Ontology annotation, molecular function: fumarate hydratase activity.